Molecule: messenger RNA, 1149 nt
Organism: Neurospora tetrasperma FGSC 2508
Lineage: Eukaryota; Fungi; Ascomycota; Sordariomycetes; Sordariales; Sordariaceae
Exons: 2
Coding region: 1-1149 (382 amino acids)
Biological process (GO): protein quality control for misfolded or incompletely synthesized proteins; protein deglycosylation; glycoprotein catabolic process
Cellular component (GO): nucleus; cytosol
Molecular function (GO): peptide-N4-(N-acetyl-beta-glucosaminyl)asparagine amidase activity
Source: RefSeq, a predicted model, not a curated record
AUGUCAAACCGGGAUCAGAAAUUCGACCUACAUGUCAUACCCGAUCUUCUUUCACAACCAGUAGUCCCCGAGCCGCCCGCGCAAGACGACAAGGAGGCCCAGAAUUUCGAAAAAUACCUAAUAGCAAUGUCUCAUAUACCCCUAAACUACGAGAAUCCCGGCCUGCUCGACGAGGCGUUACAGCAAAUCCCACUCGAUAGGUUAUCGCAGGAGGCAGAAGAGGAGGUGGAACUUUUCCAAGCGAAAGCCGCAAGCCUGGGAAAAUCAAAACCGGAAUGGAGUCAUCAAGAGUGUAUGGUUAGGGCCCUGCUCAGGUGGUUUCGCCGAUCAUUCUUCACCUUUGUGAAUAAUCCUCCAUGUUCCGAAUGCUUGUCGCCCACGAACAAAAUCCGUAACGUUGCGCCUACACCAGAGGAAAGAGCCCAUAGUGCGACAUGGGUCGAGCUGUAUGCGUGCGUAACCUGUGGGGCAUAUGAACGAUUCCCACGAUAUACGGAGGCAUGGCAAUUACUACGAGUAAAGCGUGGAAGGGCUGGCGACUUCGCCAACGUCUUCACCAUGCUUUGCCGAGCUCUUGACAUCCGAGCUCGCUGGGUGUGGUGCCAGGAAGACUACCUGUGGACCGAAAUUUACUCUGAGCAUCAACAACGAUGGGUUCACGUCGACAGUUGCGAAGAGGCUUGGGAUAUGCCCCACAUGUACUAUAAGAACUGGGGGAAAAAGAUGUCCUACGUUAUUGCCUUUUCUCGCGAGGGCGCGGUCGACGUUACCAGGCGGUACGUAGGGUCACCGGACGCCCUGCUCCCACGGACACGCUGCUCCGAAGGCGUCCUCAAGUUCAUCAUGGAGGAAAUCACCAACCUGCAUCGGCCAAAGUACGCCCCGGACGGAGAGACCCGCCUGCGGCUCUAUCGGGAAGAUGUAGCCGAAGACGUGCAGCUUCGUUCGUUGUGGUCGGCUACCCUGGAACAGAGUCGGAGGUUGAAGGCGGCCGCUGCGGCUGCUGCUCGGGGUGGCCGCAGUAGCCCCGACAACAAGAGCGGCGCCAACAUGAUGGGCUCGCCAGCGACGGGCGACAUCAAACGACCCAUCCCUGAGGAUGCACCUGUUCCUGAUGUCCCUUCACUCUGGCCGACGUAUGGACCUUGA